UGCAGGUGUAACCCAUCCAAACACACCUUAAACUACUUAUGGUCACAUGUCCGGCAAGGCUAGAAACGUUACCAAGUUGGCGAAUUUCGCCACCACCUACUCAGAUCGUGCGGCCAAAAAUGUCCCCCGUACCACUGCCACCAACACGGCCAAAGAUGCCAAACCUAUAAGUGAGUUGACAGUUGAAAGCACUACGGUUGGAACUUCUUCGAUUGAUGAUUCGAAGAGAGAUCUUAGAAGGCAACUGAAAAAUAUAUUAUUUGAAUCAAAAGAGGAUGAUGAUCUUUUGGAUUUACAAUGGGACCAAACCCUAUCCAACAGCGCAGCACAAAUGGCACGCAAAGAGGUAGCACGAGAGAGGAAGCAAGUAUGGGAUUUCAACGACACGCAAAAGUAUCAUUUUCGGAAACUGGUAAAAAAUUUUGCAGAAAAAGUAGGAGCAAAUGCUACUUUAGAAGCUCUUUGUACAUUGGACCGUGAGACGGGUGUUAAAGAGUUUAAUUGCGUGAUAGAAGGUUGCAUAAAGAAGGCUAGGAAUGCUGAUGACGAGGAUGCUGCUUUAGAAGAGAUCCAUGGGGCGUAUGUGGUUCUUCAAACUAUGAGCGAACGUGGUUUUAAAAUUGAUGAAGAAACUUAUGGUCCAAUUUUGAUGUUUAUCAUUGAUAUGGGCAUGGUUGAAGAAUUUCACUUUUUUUGUGAUCACAUUAAGAAGGAUAAUCCGAAAUCUCUUCAAAGACUAGCUUACUAUGAGAAUGAGUUGCUUCUAAUGAUAAAAGUAGGUGAUGUAGAUAAGAUACAAAGCUAAUUGGAGAUACACUUGACAAACUUUAAUGGUGUGUAUUUAAUAUCCAUGACCAUUUUUU
This is a messenger RNA of Helianthus annuus (common sunflower), 863 nucleotides long. Its product is annotated as pentatricopeptide repeat-containing protein At4g04790, mitochondrial-like. NCBI's taxonomy places the organism in Eukaryota, Viridiplantae, Streptophyta, Magnoliopsida, Asterales, Asteraceae. The record is from RefSeq and is a predicted model, not a curated record. The transcript is spliced from 3 exons. Bases 47 to 805 code for a protein of 252 amino acids.